Brassica napus (rape) is the source of this 1885-nucleotide messenger RNA. RefSeq lists its product as uncharacterized. The transcript has a single exon. NCBI's taxonomy places the organism in Eukaryota, Viridiplantae, Streptophyta, Magnoliopsida, Brassicales, Brassicaceae. Bases 1378 to 1845 code for a protein of 155 amino acids. The record is from RefSeq and is a predicted model, not a curated record.
UGCAACGAAUUCUAAAGUUUCACUUGCAGGAAAUCAACGGGUCCUAUGAACUUUUUGAAGGAUCGGCGAAAGGUUUGAUUCUUCUCUCAUGAUAGUAUAAGAAACCUUUCUCUGUUUUGUCACCAAUUUACUUAGUCUUCUAUCAUUUCCUUCAAAACUUACAAUAUAACCAAUGUACAUAAACAUUACGCACUUAUACGGAUUAAAGAACUUUACAGAUGAAUAUAAUCCAAGGUUACAAAAAUAUAUCUUCACUUCUUUUAUCAAAAAAAUAUAUAUAUAUAUAUCUUCACUAUCUUUUUUUUUUUUUUGACACACAUAUACCUUCACUAUCUAAUAGACUUUUUCUCUUCCUUGAAAUCUGAGAAGACUCCUUUCCAGCCAGCGUAGAAAUGAUCGAGAAAUAACGACUUUGUUUCUCCUAAAUUUCGAAGUAACACACAACAAAUACAGUUUUUAAAGUGGAAAGUACCCUUUUCGGUUCACAUAAUUUUUAGAUCAAUGUCUCGACACCAAAAACCCUUACUUCUCCGUAGCCAUGCACCAUUUUGAUCAAAUAUCUUGCAAGCACUCAUACUCUCCACUGAAUCAUGAAAUGAUGGAGCUUUAUGAAUCAUGAAAGUGGGACGCCUAUAUUAGGGAGGAGGUGAAAGGGGAGAGUAACUCCGAGUGAAUUGGGAGGCGAUAGAAAACAAUAGGGGCCAAUGGUGGUUUCUGAAGAUAUGUGAAACGGUCCAUAUUUCAUAAUAAAAGGCCAAUAUUUGUUUACGGUCCAUUGGUUAACUGAAAAUGGAUUAGACAACGGUGACGUGACAUGCCUCACCACUCACCAUAGUCCCCUUUUCCUUCAGUCAAGUCACAGAGUAUCAUAUUCUCUAUAAUACUCUUCGCUUUUCUGUUGAUUAAUCGUAUAUAUUGAACAUGCUGUGUGAAACACCGUUUUAUUCACACUUAACACUAUGCAGUCGGUCAUUCUUAUUAAGAAUAAAGGUUUGAUUUGUAUUUGAUAAUAAAAAAAUGGGUUUGAUUUGUCAUUAUACAUAUUACACACCAAAUGUCGCAGCACAUCUUUCCAAAAAAUAAAAAUAAACUAAUGAUGACAUCACUGAAAUCUUUUUUAUCUCUCUCUAAUUGCAACAAUCACAGAACAGGUACCAAACCGAGAUUGUCUCUAAUAAAUGUUAGAGUCUCUUAAUUCUAAUGGUAACCGUAAUCACUUAUUAAUCACCUUUCAAUUCUUAAACGUACGUAGUGAUUGUUGUUAAUGCUCAAAAUUUGAGAAACUGAAGCCAGAUAAUAUAAAUAGAGACACAUAAACUUCCAAAGAAGAUAUAUAUUUACAUUCUAUAACACAUCUUUUCCACAUAAUAAAAACUCAUGGACACUCUUAUAAUGGUAUCGAUCAUGACCCUAGUGCUCUUUGUUAGCUCUGGAUCCGCACGUGCCGCCACUCUUAUCGUAUCCAACCAGAUGCAGAGACGUGCUAAUGUUCCCGUCUUCGUGACGUGCCAGGGCUCAAUUCCUAGGAUGUCUAAACCCAUACCUUUGGGUCAAGUCUCGUUGAUAAAGAUCCCAACCACUAGCGGAAAAAAUGCGACUGAUGAUAUCCCACCCACCGCUGAAAAAAACGAUAAACCGGCGAGACCUAGAGUGUCGCAGCGGACGUCUUGCGAAGGAACGUUUUGGGGUGAAGCACAAUUCGUGCCCUCUUUGAGGAUGUACCGUUUGUACGAUUCGGACACUGAUUCUGCGGUGCGUUUCGUUGUUGCAAAAGAUGAUGGGUUUUACUGUUGGAACAAUGACAAGAAUUAUUGGCACAAGUGUCCUAUGAUCAUUUUCAUCUAAUUGCUCCAAAUUUACGUUUCAAUUUCAAAUGUUAUAUUUU